This is a messenger RNA of Elgaria multicarinata webbii, 927 nucleotides long. RefSeq lists its product as uncharacterized. NCBI's taxonomy places the organism in Eukaryota, Metazoa, Chordata, Lepidosauria, Squamata, Anguidae. The coding region runs from base 1 to 927 and encodes 308 amino acids. The record is from RefSeq and is a predicted model, not a curated record. The transcript has 7 exons.
AUGGCCUCCUUGCUCCCUGGUGCUUUGCCUGUCACGCAGGCAAGUGCGGGAUCCGCUGGCCGGCUUCAAGAAGGCUUGAACCUCUUUGCCAAGCUGGGAUGCUGCAGGCGGCAGGUGCACCACCUUUACGUGGGACGCGAUCUCUCCGGCAGCCCUGUGAGGGUUGAUGUGGGUCUAUGUGGGACCGGCUGUGGUGUCUGGCGAAAGACGAGCUCCCCUUCUCCUGGCUUCUCCAAGCAAGCCUCCAUGCUGGACUUCCUCCGGACCAGGAAGGACAGGCUCUCUUGGUCGUCGGCUGGACCAGAACCCGUGGCCGGAUGCGCGCCGGGCUACGGCUGCGAGCCCAGCCGUGUCCGGGUGGAAGACCACGUGCUCCUCGAAGGUGUACGGCAGGUGGAGGUGAUUGAGGGCUGCCAGUGCAGCGCCACCCCCCACGCCUGCCUCCGCUCGCCAGCCCUGAAGACCUUCUUUCCAGGCUCCCCGCUGGAGCGGACCCUGGACGUCGGCAAGUGCUCCAGGCCGCCCCAUGCCGAAGACGGGCUCUUCUGCGUGCCCACGGACUUUGACUCGGUCCUGGUGAAGAGCCCAAACGGGCACCAGGUGGUCCGGAUGCUGCGGAGAUGUGCGCUGCGAGAGCCCUGCCACCGGGUCCCCCAUGUGGAGCACUACGCCGAAGUCACACUCAACGCCGCCGGAGAAAAGAUGGAGCGCCUCAAGGAAAUCGAUGUGGGCCGAUGUCUUGGGCGGUGUGACUCUGGAAGCAGCUCCCUGCUGUGGGACUGGCAGACGCCGGGGAAUUGCCCCGCAUGGGACGAAGGGGCCUCCGGCCGCUGCGCCCCGCACCAGUACGAGACCCACACUUUCCGCAUCCGGACCGGGGAGCUGCGUACCGUCUUCGUCAUCCGGACGUGCAAAUGCGGAGCCUGA